Cavenderia fasciculata is the source of this 1041-nucleotide messenger RNA. RefSeq names its product DUF1325 family protein. Lineage: Eukaryota; Evosea; Eumycetozoa; Acytosteliales; Cavenderiaceae. The coding region runs from base 1 to 1041 and encodes 346 amino acids. The record is from RefSeq and is a predicted model, not a curated record. Gene Ontology annotation, cellular component: SAGA complex. The transcript is spliced from 4 exons.
AUGUCAGCUAUUACAGACGUACAGUUAAUCUCUGUGUUUCGAAAGAUUGAAAAGAUUGUCAAGGAAACCGAAGUCUACUCUAAAAAGGUAGACCUCCUAAGAGAGACGGGCGGAGCUCUCAACUCUUCAGGUAAUUCAUCAGUCUUUGAAGACGAUGAUGAAUAUAUAGGUUGUGAAAUGUAUGCAAAAGCACUCAAAGUAUACAUGGAGUCAAAAUCAUAUAUAGAGUCACUUGACAAGUCAAUGAAUAAAUUUGUAGAUAAAAUUGGUAGACAUGAAAAAGCAUCAAAUAUAACCAAAAAUAUUGCCAACAAUAAUAAUAAUAACAAUAACAAUAAUAAUGGAAAUAAUAACAAAGAAUCAACUUCAUCUUCAAGUGAUGAUGACUCUGGAGAGACGGAACCAAGAAGAAACUUAAAGAGAAAGUCAAAGGAGCCAUCCUCCUCUAACAAUGGUACACCCACUAGCAGCAAUAGCUCAGGAUCGAGUAACGGUAACAACCCGUACGCCAACAACAGUGCCACCGCUCAAAAGACAAAGAGAAUCAAACCGCCACCAGCUGAACCAAUACCAAAGGAGGAUUCACCACCAACCAGCAGCAAGGCAGACUCAAAGCAAGACAAGGACACUUCCAGCAAGGAACAACAAAUUACCAACGGAACACUCGUUGCUGCUCGUGAAAAGUCAAACAAUAGCGUCAAUUGGAUUCUUGCCAAAGUCAAUGGUUUCAACCAGAAAAACCAAAAAUACGAAGUUAUCGAUGAAGAUGAAGAUGAACCAAAACGAUUCUUUGUUAUUGCAAAAGAUAUUAUUCAAUUACCAUCAACUUCAUCAGUUUCCAAUAAUUUUUCAUCAGGUACCAAGGUAUUGGCAAUGUUUCCAGAUACAACAGCAUUUUACCCGGCUGUAGUAGUCAGUUCUACAAAGGUAAAGAACAAAACCACUCAUUAUACUCUUCACUUUGAUGACGAUCAGGGAGACAAUGGACAAACCCCUUCUCGCCGUGUAUCUGCACAAUAUGUAGUAUCUUUUUCCAAAUAA